CUGCCUCCGCCAGCUGGGCCGGGGCCGGGACCGGCCGGGCCGCUGCGGAGCCUCGGCCUGUCCGUGCUGCCGGGCGCGGCCACGCUGCUGACACCGCCGCGGUGGGCCCGGUCUGGCGGGGCGGGGGAAGGGCUGUCACGGCGCGGCGGGCCCGAGCCGCCGGUGCCGGCGUUGUGGCAGCGGCGGGGGAGCACCCUGAGGGGAAGGAGGCGGCAGGGGAGCGGCGAGAAAACGAGAAGAAUGUUGUUAGGGGCAAACCCUCGGGUUUAGUUGUCUUAAGUAAUGCCUUACCACAUUUGAGGAUCUAAGAGCUUUCUGUUUGCCUAAGGCAUAAAAGAAAAUGGAAGAAGAUGAGACAUUACAAGGUGAAACAGAAAGGGCAAAUGUUGAAACACGUGCUACUCCCAAGAUGGGUCGGCAGAUAUCAGUUAGUGAGUUCCUUUGCCACUGCUGUUAUGACAUUCUGGUCGAUCCCACCACCCUGAACUGUGGGCAUAGUUUCUGUAGACAUUGCCUAGCCUUGUGGUGGGUGUCAUCCAAGAAGAAUGAAUGCCCCGAAUGCAGAGAAAAAUGGAAAGGAUUCCCCAAAGUCAACAUCCUCCUCAGGGAUGUUAUUGAAAAGCUAUUUUCUGAUGCCAUUGAACAAAGAAAAGAAGAUAUUCAACAAAACAGUGAUGUAGCACGCAGCUUAGCAACCUUCCAAAAAUACGGGAAUGACCAGAUCCCUACAGUUUCGAACACAGGAAGAAUUAAUCCUCGAGGAGGAGGGUUUUUCUCAGGCGUUCUAACAGCUUUAACUUGUGUAGCAGUAGUUCUACUUGGAUAUCACUGGAGUAGCAGAGAAUUUGAAGAAGAUCAUCUUGUCAACAAGCCUGUUGCUAAAUGGACUGCUGACGAAGUGAUACUUUGGCUAGAGCAGUUGGGCCCAUGGGCUUCCCAUUAUAAAGAAAGGUUUUUACUGGAGAAAGUGAAUGGAAGACUCCUCCUAACAUUGACUGAGGAUGAUUUCAUGAAAGAGCCUUACAGUAUAGAGAACAGUAACCAUAGAAAAGCUAUUAUGGCAGAACUGGAAUGUGUGAAAACUUUAGGUGUUAAACCACCACAGAACCUUUGGGAAUAUAAGGCGGUAAAUCCAGGAAAAUCACUCUUUCUUCUGUAUGCACUGAAGGGUUCUCCAAGACUCAGUAUGUUAUACCUAUAUUUGUUUGAUUAUGCAGAAGCUUUCCUACCUUUCAUCCAUACAAUCUGUCCUACGCAAGAAGACAAGUAUGAAGAUACUGUCACAAAACUACUAGACCUUAAAGAUCCUUCUUGGAAACAGUGGAGAGAAUUCAUUGUAAAGUAUUUAUUUUUGCCAUACCAGUUGGUAGCUGAAUUUGCUUGGGAUUGGCUGGAUGUGCACUACUGGACAUCAAGAUUUAUAAUUGUAAAUGCCAUGUUGCUUUCUGUUCUGGAGUUAUUCUCCUUUUGGAGGCUCUGGUCAAGAAGAGAAUUGAAGACUAUUCCUCACAGAAUGUGGAGACAUUUCUGGAAAGUCUCAACACAGGGUCUUUUUAUUGCCAUCUUUUGGCCUUUUAUUCCUCAGUUUGUCUGCAAUUGUUUGUUUUACUGGGCCUUGUACUUUAACCCAAUUAUAAACAUUGAUCUUGUGGUUAAAGAAGUAAGGCGUCUGGAGACACAAGUGCAGUGACUGGCAUUGGAACUUUGGAGCUGUUUAGCUUCUAAAGAUGGACACUUGAAAUAAAUAUUGCUUUUCUUCUUAAUAUAUGUGGCAGUGAAAGUGGUGGAUUAUGUUAACUUAAGCAUACAAAAAAGCCUUAAGGUAAGUUACUCUUAAACCAGCUGAUUCUAGAUUCGAGGGUGGGCUUUUAUUAUCUGAAAGGAAUUUUCUAUUGAAAAAAAUCCAGAAAAAUUACAGUUCAGAUUUAGCUAUGUAAAACUUAUGCAGUCGUGUCACCCUAUUUUUGAUCAAACUUCUCUAUUAUGUCUUGACCAUUCUGGUUAUUUUCAAGCCUGCCUUAAAAUCAGUGUCUUCUGAAGAGCUACAAUGAUUGUUUGGUUUUUGUUUGGCUUUUUUUUUUUAACUUAGCAUUUCAUACCGAGCCUGCCUUAAAAUCAGUGUCUUCUGAAGAGCUACAAUGAUUUUUUUUAAUUUCUUUUUUUUUUUAACUUAGCAUUUCAUACCAGGAAUGUAUUCCUCAGCUUAAGUUUGCCAAAGGAAAGCUCUUAUUGGAUAGGAUGAUACUGAAAGUACUUCAGUGUUUUCAGUCUGCUUUACAUACAAAGUUGUGACUGUCAAAUACGCAGUCUCACAGUAGAGUUUGUUCUAAAAUUCCUGCUGUUGAAGGCAAAGACUGCUUGAGUUUUCUUGUCGUGUGGAAAAUGUGGUGAUUGCCAUUGAAAAAAAUUUUUUUUCAGAUCAGUGAGACUUCAUCAAUAGUUUCUCUAAUGCUCCCUCUUGAAGUCUGUUGCUAAUUCUUAAAUUCAGGAUUAUCUCUUUAAAAGGGUUAUUUUGGAAACGCGACCUGACACUGUAAUUACAUCUUACUGCAAUAUAAUACCUGUAUCUAGACUUGUGCAAGAAUAUUGACUGUAAAGUUUUGUGUAAACAGGAUUGCUGUUUGUUAGUGUAUGUUUUUUGACAAAGCAAAAGUUAGAUUUUUUCCAAGAGCUUUGUCCCCUUGCAUUCUACAUUGUUUUGCUUUUUUUUUAUUUGUAUCAUUAUUAUGAACUUUAAAUUUGCCUAUGAACCUUUCUAAAAAUUAAAGAUCUCUUUUGAAAUCUUCA
Molecule: messenger RNA, 2787 nt
Organism: Falco peregrinus (peregrine falcon)
Lineage: Eukaryota; Metazoa; Chordata; Aves; Falconiformes; Falconidae
Gene: BFAR
Product: bifunctional apoptosis regulator
Exons: 9
Coding region: 341-1690 (449 amino acids)
Biological process (GO): proteasome-mediated ubiquitin-dependent protein catabolic process
Cellular component (GO): nucleus
Molecular function (GO): ubiquitin protein ligase activity; protein binding
Source: RefSeq, a predicted model, not a curated record